UUAAUAGUGGACGCGGAGCCGUCGCCGCGCGUUCUAGGAACGCGUUUGUUCCCGACACAAUAGACGAAUUAUCGAUCCUUCGCGUGAAGAGAGUAUGUCCGAUCAAGAGAAGAUCGCGGAAACGGCGGCCGCGAACGAGCCGAUUAAGUUUGAGAGCGCGGUGCCGAAAAUCAGGCAGCAGUUGCUAAAAUGGAACGGCUGGGGUUACAAGGAUUCCGGGUUUCACGUAAACGACAAGUUGCUGAUAGAGUUCACCGGUAACAGAUAUCCCAUUGGAAAUCAGGAAUUGCCAUACUUCACAAAAUGGUGCGAAAAGACCUUCGAUAUAACAUGGGACAUGAAGCAGGGUCCUCAAAAUUUACCGACGCACUUUCCAGAACCAAUACUUUCGACGGAAUUAUUGAAAGCGAUCGAAGAGCUGAGGAUCGACCAUUCGACCGAUGGCGUCGAUCGUCUGUUUCGAGCACACGGUCAUACACUGCGAGAAGUUUAUCUUUUGAAACGCGGCUCUUUCGAAAGAAUACCGGAUAUCGUUAUAUGGCCGAAGUGUCACGAUGACGUCGUCAGGAUUGUCAAUAUGUGUGUGCGUUAUGGGGCCGUUUGUAUACCAUUCGGUGGUGGAACCAGCGUCAGCCGCGCGGCGUGCUGUCCCCCAGACGAACGCCGAGCGAUAAUUUCAUUAGAUACGUCGCAGAUGAAUCGGAUAUUAUGGAUAGACAGAGAUAAUUUGUUAAUAUGUUGCGAAUCGGGUAUUAUCGGACAAGAUCUGGAGCGAAUGCUUCGACUUCAAGGAUUCACGUGCGGCCACGAGCCCGAUUCUUAUGAAUUCUCCAGUUUAGGUGGAUGGGUGGCGACUAGGGCGAGCGGCAUGAAAAAGAACACAUAUGGCAAUAUCGAGGAUUUGGUCGUGCGAAUGCGAAUGGUCACCGGCAGAACGGAAGAUCCAGUUAUCACAUUGGAAAAGGGUACUUUGGUGCCACGUACGUCUUGCGGCCCGGACUUUGAUCACACAAUUCUCGGCAGCGAAGGAACUCUUGGUGUCAUCACGGAAGUCGUAUUGAAAAUAAGACCGUUACCGCGAGUAGUGAAAUACGGAAGUAUUGUGUUCCCGAAUUUUCAAAGUGGCGUUCAAGCGUUACGAGAGAUCGCAAAGGAACGAUGUCAACCUGCUAGCAUACGCCUAAUGGACAACGAACAAUUUCAAAUGGGACAAACUCUACGCCCGCAGGCCGGCUGGGGUGGUCUGAUAUUGCAAGGACUUAAACAAAUGUACAUCACCAAAAUAAAAGGUUUCCGAUGGGAUCAGAUAUGCGUGGCCACGUUGUUGAUGGAGGGCGACGUGGCGGCGGACCUCGCGGCUCAGGAACGGAAAAUUUACAAAAUAGCCGACAAGCAUGGCGGCAUUCCGGCAGGCGAAGCGAAUGGCGAACGUGGUUAUAUGUUAACGUUCGUGAUAGCAUACAUCCGCGACCUCGGACUCGAGUUUAAUGUGUUAGCGGAAUCCUUCGAGACUUCUGUUUCUUGGAAUCGCGCGUUAUCGCUCUGCAGAAAUGUUAAGUCUCGUAUAGCCAGAGAGUGUCAUGCGCGCGGCGUAUGCAAAUAUUUUAUUUCCUGUCGCGUCACGCAGACGUAUGAUGCAGGUUGCUGCGUAUACUUUUACAUGGCGAUCAAUUACUUGGGCAUAAAGAACCCCGUUGAAACUUACGAAACCAUUGAGCAUGCGGCGCGUGAAGAAAUACUCGCGAGUGGUGGAUCUCUUUCCCAUCAUCACGGAGUAGGCAAAAUACGGGCAUCCUUUUAUCCCGAGGCCGUUGGGGAAGCCGGUGUUUCCCUUUAUCGAGCGACCAAGGCACACUUAGAUCCGCAUAAUAUAUUCGCAACUGGUAACUUGGUUUCAGGGUAUAAAUCAAAAUUGUAAAUCGUACGCAUCGUGAAGCUAUAUGUGUGGCACUUGAGAAUAAUUUGUAGAGUUAUUCCAUACUCUAUUAAUGUGACGGUUUGCCAAUAUCUUAAACUCAUUGUCAUGGACAAUAUGGUCAUCGCGGCAGAUUGAUGCGAUUUCGCAUACUUUGAUGGAAAGUUAUGGUAUCUCAUCAACUUGUUAUUAGGAUUAUUCUGAGCGCAAUGUCUUUUAACGAAUCUCGUUGACGAAAUGCCGUUACUAGAGGAUAAUUCAGAGAAAAAAUUCGAUAUUUCUCUUAUCAAUAGAAAUAUGUAAAUGCACAUAGAUAGCGAAUAUUUUGAGGCAAUGGUACUGUCUGGUAUUGUCCUUUGCUAACUCGCCAUAAUAGGUAUAGAAAAUGAGAGAAAGAAAGAAAAAAGAGAGAGACUAGUAUACAUUAUAAAUAAUAAUUAUGCACCAUGGCGUUGUUUGGUACAAAUGCGGAAUUGUAAUAAUUGUAUCGGCAUUUUUAUAAAUUAUUAUAACUAAACAAAA
Molecule: messenger RNA, 2437 nt
Organism: Cataglyphis hispanica
Lineage: Eukaryota; Metazoa; Arthropoda; Insecta; Hymenoptera; Formicidae
Gene: Agps
Product: alkyldihydroxyacetonephosphate synthase
Exons: 6
Coding region: 95-1918 (607 amino acids)
Biological process (GO): lipid biosynthetic process
Molecular function (GO): alkylglycerone-phosphate synthase activity; FAD binding
Source: RefSeq, a predicted model, not a curated record